AUGGUUGCUAAAGCUCUUGAACCUUUCACCAUUGGCUCUUGGACCAUUUUAAUCAUUUGGAAAUUUCACCAAGGGCUUUAUAUACAAGGCUGCUUGACAGCUGCUCUUCUGAUUGUUAUUGCAUUUCCUUAUCGGAGGAAUGGCGAAAUUGUAAGCUGCAAAUACCGGGAUAUAAACAAAAGAAAAAGAUUUUGGCAGGAAAGUGACACUGAAAGGAUAUUGUAUGGAUUGGAUGAUAUAACGGGAGCAAGUGAUAUAAUUAUUGUAAUCUCAAGUCUCUUAAAUUUUCCUCUUUAUAGAAGCACUUAAGGAU
This is a messenger RNA of Ipomoea nil (Japanese morning glory), 313 nucleotides long. RefSeq lists its product as uncharacterized. The transcript is spliced from 4 exons. The record is from RefSeq and is a predicted model, not a curated record. NCBI's taxonomy places the organism in Eukaryota, Viridiplantae, Streptophyta, Magnoliopsida, Solanales, Convolvulaceae. Bases 1 to 309 code for a protein of 102 amino acids.